CAAAGAAGAAGAAGAAGAAGAGAUCGCCAUCAGCAGCUCAAAACAAAAUUCGUUUUUCGCGCGGGCAGUGAACGCUUGUUUCAUAUUGAAGACGAAGAGACGAUAAUUUUUAGAAUAUUCAGUGAAUUUAAAUCCGUUUCAAAGUAAGACAAUGGACCAAGAGAAGGCAACUCAACUGCCAAUGUCCCGGAUACGAACCGUGAUGAAAACGUCCCCUUCGAUCAAGCAAAUUAAUCAGGAUGCGCUGUUCUUAAUGUGUCGCGCUGCGGAGUUGUUCAUUGACUUCAUCGCCAGACGUGCACACAAGAAGGGCACAAAAUUGUUGGACUACAAACACUUAGCAACGUACGUGGAAUCAGAAGAGUCGUUGGAAUUCCUGGUGCAAAUACUGCCAAAGAAGAUCACUGUCAGCCAGUAUAAAAAGAUCAUGGAGCAGAAAAAGAGCAAGGGUACGGAAGACGAUGACGACAGCUCGAGCGAGGACGACAGCAGUAGCAGCGGGGAAGAAUCCGGUGACGACGAUUCGGACUCCUCUUCGGGAAGCGGCGAAGAAGAGGAUGACGAUGACGAGGGUAAUCAGAAAAAUGACGAUACGGACAGUGUAAUCUCGAUCGAUUCGUCCAGCUCAGAUGAGAAGGAAAAUUCCAAGAACAUGAGUAACAAAAAGACACCCAUCAAGCACAAGACCGGUGAUUCGCCUUAAGAUCUAUCAUGUUUAGAAGUAGGGAAGCAAGGCUAAGGCUGAUAAGUUUGUAUUAAAUAUACUUCCAAAAAUCAUUUUAAUAAAAUAUUCUACCAAGUAUCCACGAUUCAGUUAACACAAUUUAAUAAACAUUGUAUUUUAACAUGUUUACUGUGAAAAUCUUAAA
Armigeres subalbatus is the source of this 869-nucleotide messenger RNA. RefSeq names its product chromatin accessibility complex protein 1 (gene Chrac-16). The transcript has 2 exons. Gene Ontology annotation, biological process: DNA-templated DNA replication; chromatin remodeling. Gene Ontology annotation, cellular component: nucleus; CHRAC. Gene Ontology annotation, molecular function: protein heterodimerization activity. The record is from RefSeq and is a predicted model, not a curated record. NCBI's taxonomy places the organism in Eukaryota, Metazoa, Arthropoda, Insecta, Diptera, Culicidae. Bases 152 to 703 code for a protein of 183 amino acids.